GAUCAAUCGCUUACGUGAGCAGAAGUAGUUCUGGUCGUCGCCUACCGUCUCGCUAUAGCCGUUUGAGGGAAGAAGGAGGAAAAUAACCCGGUGUCUUUAGAGCCACAUUAAGAUUGCAUUGAGCCAAGCUUGCCAUCAAGAGCCCAACAGUCACCAUGAUGCUGAGCACAGAAGGCAGGGAAGGGUUCGUGGUGAAGGUCAGGGGCCUACCCUGGUCCUGCUCAGCUGAUGAAGUGAUGCGCUUCUUCUCUGAUUGCAAAAUCCAGAAUGGCACAUCAGGUAUUCGUUUCAUCUACACCAGAGAAGGCAGACCAAGUGGUGAAGCAUUUGUUGAACUUGAAUCAGAAGAUGAAGUGAAAUUGGCUUUGAAGAAGGACAGAGAAACCAUGGGUCACAGAUACGUUGAAGUAUUCAAGUCCAACAGUGUUGAAAUGGAUUGGGUGUUGAAGCAUACAGGUCCAAAUAGUCCUGAUACUUCCAAUGAUGGCUUCGUCCGGCUUAGAGGACUCCCAUUUGGCUGUAGCAAGGAAGAGAUUGUUCAGUUCUUUUCAGGGCUGGAAAUUGUGCCAAAUGGGAUGACACUGCCAGUGGACUUUCAGGGGCGGAGCAUGGGGGAAGCCUUUGUGCAGUUUGCUUCACAGGAGAUAGCUGAAAAAGCCUUAAAGAAACAUAAGGAAACAACAGGGCACAGGUACAUUGAAAUAUUCAAGAGUAGCAGAGCUGAAGUCCGAACCCACUAUGAUCCUCCUCGUAAGCUCAUGGCCAUGCAGCGGCCAGGUCCUUAUGAUAGGCCUGGGGCUGGCCGAGGCUAUAAUAGCAUUGGCAGAGGAGCUGGGUUUGAAAGGAUGAGGCGGGGUGCGUAUGGUGGAGGGUAUGGAGGCUAUGAUGAUUAUGGUGGUUAUAAUGAUGGCUAUGGAUUUGGGUCUGAUAGGUUUGGAAGAGACCUCAAUUACUGUUUCUCAGGAAUGUCUGAUCAUAGAUAUGGAGAUGGUGGGUCUAGUUUCCAGAGCACCACGGGGCACUGUGUACACAUGAGAGGGUUACCUUACAGAGCCACUGAGAAUGAUAUUUAUAAUUUUUUCUCACCUCUUAACCCCAUGAGAGUACACAUUGAAAUUGGACCCGAUGGCAGGGUUACAGGUGAGGCAGAUGUUGAAUUUGCUACUCAUGAAGAUGCAGUGGCAGCUAUGGCAAAAGAUAAAGCUAAUAUGCAACACAGUUAUGUGAAGCUCUUCUUGAAUUCUACUGCAGGAACAAGUGGAGGAGGUUAUGAUCAUAGCUAUGUAGAACUCUUUUUGAAUUCUACAGCAGGGGCAAGUGGUGGUGCUUAUGGUAGCCAAAUGAUGGGAGGGAUGGGCUUAUCUAACCAGUCUAGUUAUGGGGGUCCUGCCAGCCAGCAGCUGAGUGGUGGUUAUGGAGGCGGUUAUGGUGGUCAGAGCAGUAUGAGUGGAUAUGACCAAGUUCUGCAGGAAAACUCCAGUGACUACCAGUCAAACCUCGCUUAAGGUAGACAAAGAGCAUUAAACAGCUACUAUAGAAAUAAAAGCUGUGCAUUAUGGGAGUUGGAUAGAAUGGGAGGGAUGUCUAGUAUAUCUAAUAUGAUUGGUAAAUGGAAAAUAUAAUGAUUCUGAUUGCUCUUGGUCACCUAGCUUGCCUGCCCUCCCUUUCUUUCUCUCCCUCUUUUUUCUUUUCCUUUCUUUUCUGUCCUCCUUUCUUCCUUUCUUUCCUCCUCCUCCUCUCCUUUUUUAAGAAAAUAAAAAUUAACAGUUUUGCAUUACAGGCUUGUGAUUCAUGCUUACUGUAAAGUGGAAAUCAAGAUUGUUUUAAAACUUAAGUAAUUUUGAACACUGAAACAUCAUCUAGGACGUAAUAACAAAGUUCAGUAUUGACUAUAACAUAAAACAACUUUCAGCUUUCCUCAAGUUAGUUAUGUUGUAGGAGUGUACCUAAGCAGUAAGCAUAUUUAGGUUAAAGCAGUUUCACUUAUGUUAAAUGUUGCUCUUAUACCACAGUACAUUGAACACUUCAGAUGCAUGUUGAGAAACGUGCUGUUCUGUAAAACUCAAAUAUAGGAGCUGUGUCUAUGAUUCAAAGUGAAAACAUUUGGCAUGUUUGUUAAUUCUAGCUUUUUGGUUUAAUAUCCUGUAAGGCACGUGAGUGUAAACUUUCACUUUUUUUUUUAAGAUCGGGACAAUUUUGAGAUGUAAUACCAAUACUUUAGGAGUUUGGUCAUGUCAUUUGUACGGAAUUCUGAGGCUUUGAUUUAAAUCUUUUCC
Fukomys damarensis (Damara mole-rat) is the source of this 2276-nucleotide messenger RNA. RefSeq names its product heterogeneous nuclear ribonucleoprotein H2 (gene Hnrnph2). Gene Ontology annotation, cellular component: ribonucleoprotein complex; nucleoplasm. The transcript has 2 exons. Lineage: Eukaryota; Metazoa; Chordata; Mammalia; Rodentia; Bathyergidae. The coding region runs from base 156 to 1505 and encodes 449 amino acids. Gene Ontology annotation, biological process: regulation of RNA splicing. The record is from RefSeq and is a predicted model, not a curated record. Gene Ontology annotation, molecular function: RNA binding.